Galleria mellonella (greater wax moth) is the source of this 946-nucleotide messenger RNA. RefSeq lists its product as uncharacterized. The transcript has a single exon. Lineage: Eukaryota; Metazoa; Arthropoda; Insecta; Lepidoptera; Pyralidae. The record is from RefSeq and is a predicted model, not a curated record. Bases 91 to 852 code for a protein of 253 amino acids.
AGAAGUCGUUAUCUGUUUAGUUAUCAAGUCAGUCGCUGUAUAUUGUCGCUCUGUUCAAAUCAGUAGCAAAAUAAUAUUAGAGAGAGAUACAUGGAUUUCACGGGGAAGGUGGCUUUAGUGACGGGCGGAAGUUCAGGCAUAGGAGCAGCGUCGGCUAAGAUACUAGCCACUCAUGGAGCACAACUCGCUUUGGUCGGGAGAAAUGAGCAACGACUGAAUGAAGUUGCAAAGUUAUGUUACAACGCGAAAGGUCUACAACCUCUACAGUUGAGAAUGGAUCUGACAGAAGACGGAAACUGUCAGAAGGCUGUUGAGAAAACAGUUCAGAAAUUUGGAAGACUUGAUAUUUUAGUAAACUCUGCAGGAAAGUACGCUAUUGGAUCCCUUCUGGAUGAAACUACAGAAGUAUUUGACGAAUUAACAAAACUGAACCUUGGAGCCACUUACAAAAUGACACAUUUUGCAAUACCACACCUGGUGAAGACGAAAGGCAAUAUUGUAAUCGUAACAGCGGCCCAGUACGAGAAGAUCAGACACGGUUUCGUGGCUUUUUCGACCAUAAAUGCUGCACUAAAUAAAUUCACCAAAAUCUCUGCAGUCGAAUUAGCUACUUUAGGAGUGAGAAUCAAUUCUGUGUCCAUAACAGUGACUAGAACUAACAUAUUAUCAAACAUUAAUAUCGAAAGUCAAGAAGAACGGGAAUCUGUAUACAGGGUGAUUGAAAGUCACAAUAAUAUGAAAAUAUUGGAUCCCGAAGAAGUAGCCAAAAUGGUUGUUUUCAUUGCUAGCAAUUUAUGUCCGAGUAUGAACGGAGCAAAUGUGUGCAUAGAUAGUGCAGCGACAUCUAGGUAGUGAGUGGACAUUUGAUUAGGAAUAAGUAAUUAUAUGAUAGUGAUCGUUACAAUAUUAUAUUUAAAUAAAAUAUUUUUGCUUUUACUUUUAUAAA